Bipolaris oryzae ATCC 44560 is the source of this 996-nucleotide messenger RNA. RefSeq lists its product as uncharacterized. Lineage: Eukaryota; Fungi; Ascomycota; Dothideomycetes; Pleosporales; Pleosporaceae. Gene Ontology annotation, cellular component: mitochondrion. The transcript is spliced from 3 exons. The record is from RefSeq and is a predicted model, not a curated record. Bases 1 to 996 code for a protein of 331 amino acids. Gene Ontology annotation, molecular function: NAD binding; 3-hydroxyisobutyrate dehydrogenase activity; NADP binding. Gene Ontology annotation, biological process: L-valine catabolic process.
AUGGCUUUCGAUCGAACAUCAGUAGCCUUUAUAGGGCUUGGCGUCAUGGGCUACCCUAUGGCUGUUAAUCUUCGCAAAAAGAUGAGCUCUGAAGUGACAUUGUAUAUUUGCGAUGUCUCUGAGGCAGCCGUAUCCCGAUUCCAGGCGGAAAUGAGUGGCGAAGGUCCAAUAAGAGUGGUACAGAGUGGCUUUGAGGCAGUAAAUGCUGCAGGUAUCGUACUCUCCAUGCUUCCUGGUGGCUCUGCUGUCAGAUCGGUCUACUGUGAUCCCCAAACAGGCAUCUUAGCUGGGGCCAAGGUUGCAUUUCAGAAGUCGCAGGCUCCUAAGCUACUUAUGGAAUGUGGGACGAUUGAGAGCGAUGUUAUAGCAGACGUCGCAAAGUCUGUUGGAGAUACAGCUCAUGAGUUGGGAGAUGAUAACUACCUUAGUUUUGUUGAUGCCCCAGUGUCUGGCGGCCCUAUGGGUGCCGAGGCUGGUACCUUGACUUUCAUGGUUGGGACAAAUCGACCGGAUCAUACUUUUGAUACAGUAAAAGAUAUUCUAAAAGUGAUGGGAUCGCCAGGCGGUAUUUUCUUGUGCGGCGAUAUCGGCGCCGGAACAGCAUUCAAGGUCAUCAACAACUAUCUGUCAGCUAUUACUAGUCUGGCGGCUUCGGAGGCUUUGAACAUUGGAUCAAAACUCGGCUUGAACAUUGCUACUUUGACCGAUGUCAUCAAUGCUAGUGGAGGACAGUGUUGGGUUACCUCGAAAAGCAACCCGGUUCCUGGCAUACAGCCUAAUACGCCAGCUAGCAGGGACUACGAAGGAGGUUUUCGCAUCGAACUUUGUAGAAAGGUACUUAAAAUGGGAAGUGAUUUGGCUGCCUCUGUAGGUGCACGCACAGUUCUCGAUCAAUCAACGCUCAAGGCCUUCGAUGAGUGCAUGAGUGAUCCUCGCUAUAGUGGGAAAGACGCUCGCGUGGUCUACAAGUGGCUCAAUGAAAGUGUCACUCCAUAA